Molecule: messenger RNA, 1345 nt
Organism: Solanum verrucosum
Lineage: Eukaryota; Viridiplantae; Streptophyta; Magnoliopsida; Solanales; Solanaceae
Product: inactive protein RESTRICTED TEV MOVEMENT 2-like
Exons: 2
Coding region: 1-1227 (408 amino acids)
Source: RefSeq, a predicted model, not a curated record
AUGGCAACGAGACCAAGAGGUGGUGGCGCUGGACCUAAUCGCCCUAAUCGGGGACCUGCAGCACGCCCAGUUUACGAAGAUUUUAGGCCUGUUUAUGAGCGGCAUCAAGAUGAAGAAGCUGAAAAACUGAUUAUUUAUCUUCCUGGUUUCAUGAAGGAGAGCAUUAGAGUAAGUACAGAAGGCAAGAACACAGUGAGAGUGCGUGGAGAACGGGUUGUAGGAGGCAACAAAUGGCAUCGAUUUCAAGAAGAUUUUCAAGCACCAGAUGACUGUAACAUGAGAGGCAUCCAUGCCAAAUUUGAGAAUGGAAUCCUCAUUAUCACUAUGCCAUGGAAAAUGCCAAAGCAGUUAUUAGAUGAACACACAAAACAAUCCCCUCCCACAAUCCCUCAUAAGGAUGAUAAUGUUCCUCCCAAAACUACUCAUCCAGCUGUUGAAACCCCAAGAAAACCAGCUCCUUUAAAACCCACAACUCAACAUGCUGACAAAGAUCAAGAUUCUACAAGAAAUGAGACAAUGGGGAGUGCUGAAUCAUCAGUGACUCAAAAGGGUGAUAAUGCUCCUCCCAAAACAACUUACCCAACUAUUCAAGCCCCCCCAAGAAAACCAACCCCUUUAAAACCCACAGCUCAAUUGCCAAAGCCUCAAAAUGCUGACAAAGAUCAAGAUUCUAGAGUAGAGGAAAUGAAAUUCUUUGACGACCAAUUGAUGAGUCCUGAAUCAUCAAAGACUCAAAAGGGUGAUGAAGAUAAAGAUUUUCCAGCUCUUAGAGCAACUCCAUUAGGAAAAACUAGUGGUGAGAGGGAAAAAACAAAAGAUGAGAAGAAAAUCUUGGAAGGUCUAGUUGGGAGUAUUGAGCCAAAGAUUCAGAAGAGUAAAGAAGAAAACUUGGAUCAGAACAGAACACAAUUGAUCAGAAGUGGCAAGGACGUUGAAAAGAAGGAGAGCCAUGAUGCAGGUGGAAAGAUUGUUGCCGAAAAGAUUAAAGAUUUAAGAGAAGAGUUUCAAGAAAAGGUUGGGCAGAAAGGAUCAAAAGAAAAGGAAAGUACAAGUAAUGUAGCUGCUGGUACCUCUUUUUAUCCUGGCAGUAUUGGCAACUUGAAGAAAAGCCUAGUGGAACUAAAUGAAGAGAGACAACUGCUUGUCAAUGCUGGAGCUGCUGUGAUGGUGAUUAUGGCUCUUGGGGUUUAUGUUUACUACUCCAUCGGAUCAGGGAGCACUGAGUAAAAACAACCAACACUUGAGUUACGUAAAAAUGUACAAAAUUUACAUGGAUUGUAAUGCUUUUAAUUUGUGCAAAUAAAAGAAAAUGGGGUUUACAAGUGCAUAUAAGAAAAUAAGAAUA